UGCGAGGAUAAUGGUGUAUCCCACGUAGUUGAGGCGGAAGAAGUAGCUACGAUGGAGUACGAUGCGGGGGAGUUCGAACAGGAGCCAACAACGAUGCCAUUUGGAAGACAGAGUGUUACUUCUGUGGCGUCACCGUUCAGCGGUGUAUCUCUAUUGGCCUCCCCUCAAGAUACCUGUGGCAAAAUUUGUCCGCCAAGCUGCGCCCCUUCUCGCUAUCUUCGGUCCGUUAUCUUCCUCAAAGGGGGGAUUCAAUAGACUCCGGUUACGCGGAGGGCGAUAGUUGGAUCGACCCGGAGCCACUGUCACAGUCACCUCCGCCAAAAGCACUGCCGUAUCUGGUUUCCAGCUCAGGGUACUCCCAUAGUUUGUCAUCUGCCCUGCCUCAGAUGCAAAAAUGCGAACUCGCGUAUUGUAUGUCCAGUGGCCAUCCAUCACCUUCCACGGGGUCUAUUGAAGCGAGUGUACCCGAAGACACGGAAGAUAGCGACGAUGGUACUUCCUCCAUAAUAGACAUCUACGAGAGUUCUUCAUCCGAUGUCGAGGAUUGCUCGUCGCCAACUAUGAAGAUUUCUAACCCUGCUGUCCUACGCGAGGCAUGCGAAGGUGAAAUGAGCGCACCACCUAAUACAGGUUCGUCUACGGCUACAGUUACUCCCCCAUCGGGCACUUUUGGGUGUUCAAUAUCCGGGGAGCCCUUUGUGCAGCCUACGAAUAACGAGAGUGUAUCAUUUCGCCCUGCUCUGUCCGCCCAGCCGUCCUUUGAUUUCAGCGUCACGUCUUCUCGAGUCUCGUUAUUGAGGCAAGACUCUCUGCUCUCUUCCCAUUCAGGCUCUUCCACUCCGAACACUUCUUUGUUUUCUCAAGAUGGUGACUCCUCACGCGUCGAAGAAUGUCUAUUUUUGCCCAACCCUGCAAAUGCAGACCAUGUUAUGCAGUCGGAAAUGUUUUGGAGUGUGACAGAUGACGACACGUUACAUCAACAGGUCCUUGCACCUUCACAGAGUAUAGCCAGCAUCGAGCAGAGGUCUCACUCACCUCAGUUGGGUGGGACUGGUGACUACGAGAAGUUGGACACCGCUAUUGGUACAGACGCGAAUUUUCCGCCGUGUUACUCUGCACCGACAAGGCAGGGAUAUUUGAAGGCUGUUCAAGACCUUGAAACAGAUGGCCACAACGUCCCUCAGGAAACAGUCGCCUCAUUCGAUCUGGUCCCAGCUGAAGGAGUGUUGCAGUUUCCCAUGCCUCCAGCGCCGACUGCUGAAAGUGUUACUCCAUCGGCUUUUCUCGAGGACGAUGUCACCUUCCAGCAAGUCCCUCAGGACGGCGUAGGUGAUAUGCGAUCUCCGCCUACCAUUGCGAAAAAUCACAGUAUGCAACUGAUCCAUACACCCUCGGGCCUCGCAGUCGACGCUUGUCCGAGUGAGCAAAAGCCUGCCAUUUCUGGGAUCUCCUCUACUAGCGAAGAUUUAGACAGAAGUCGCACCGACGCGAGCCCAGCAGAUGCAGAUAGAUUGUUCGCGCAUUCUCCGGUUUUUGAAAGACCUUCACUGCCCGCUGCGGACGGGUUGGGCCAAGCUUCAACAAAGGGGUGUUCCAAGCUAUCUUCUCCGCACUCACCAGACCACCAACAUAUGGGCGAUGACUUCCACGACACUCAUUCAAACACUUCCUACACGACUUCCACUCCGCGCGGCGCGGGUAUCCUAGCAAGCCAAGAAAGUCAGCAUAUAGCAUUGCGGUCACCUUGUUCAUCGCCUUGUUCAUCGUCCCCGCCUGCUGCUGCCUUACCACCUGUAUCUCAGUCGGUUCUGUCACGUUCAGGAAGUGUGUUUCGUCCGCUCCUCACGGGCCGCAAGUCCCUGCUUGAGGCAUCUCUCUUCGGCGACCGUAUUUCUCAGAACGCCUUUUCUGCGAGGGAUAGGUCGAUAUCAGUUUCAGCGCUAUCGCAUUCAAGGGCGAAAGAGGCUAGGAGUACAUCUGUCUCUCAGAAUUCCCUUCGGUACCGACAGUUCUCUACACACCCGCCGACACCAAUUAGCGAUGAUGGAUGUUCAAAGCGCUCUCUUGUGAAUAUGGCCGCAGUCGAAGAGUCAUUGUCUUCGCAUCCUAGAUCACAUUCUGCACCCCCAUGCAGGGGUCUUAGGCCACUCAGGCUGUCCUCCAACCAUACUACGAGGAAAUUUUCUUCGGCAACUUCAUCUUCUAGCAUUGCAUCUGCUCAAUCUCCAAAACUCAACCUUAUCAAUGGAUCUACAAUACGAUCACCCAGUGUAUUAUCAUCUACAAUUUCGCUUGGCCAUAAUCCUUUGCUUUCGUCACCAUGUCAUUCAUUACUUGAGCAUAACCGCAAUACCCUCGCAUCAUCUGACGGACUACUCCCGCACUUCGCCUGUUUCCCCUCACUUUCAAUCGUCGCAAAACAACAACCGGUCGCAGUGUAGUCCACCCUCCACUUCUGGCCCAACCCAACCUAGUUCAUGGCGUUUAUCUAACUAUAGGGCGAACUCUCGUAGUUACACCGCAGCUGACCGUUGGCC
Molecule: messenger RNA, 2537 nt
Organism: Pisolithus orientalis
Lineage: Eukaryota; Fungi; Basidiomycota; Agaricomycetes; Boletales; Pisolithaceae
Exons: 7
Coding region: 387-2441 (684 amino acids)
Source: RefSeq, a predicted model, not a curated record